AUGUCUUCUACUCCCCAUAUUGGCCCAUGGAGGACGCCAUCCCAGGGCCAUCUCACCCCUGACGCCAAUGGAGAUCCACAGACCGACUACGCGCGCUGGCGAUUGGUCGAUGAAGAAGGCCGCCAGACGUGGCGCUAUCUCGAAUCCGACGAGGAAAACCAAAAAUGGCCGCAGUCAAUAGCAGACAAGUACCAUCUCGGACUUCCAACGGGUCUUCCCGAACUCCCAGAGGCCAAGACGCCGUUAGAAGCUGCCGAGAAUGGACUAUCGUUCUUCUCACAUCUACAACUCGAGCCUGGUAACUGGGCCUGCGAGUAUGGUGGCCCAAUGUUCCUACUGCCGGGUAUUCUGAUCACUUACUAUGUGACCAAGACCCCUAUCCCCCCUGAAUAUGCAACAGAGAUCAAGCGUUAUCUGUUUGCCCGCCAGCACCCCGAAGAUGGUGGUUGGGGCCUUCACAUUGAAGGUCACAGCUCCGUUCUUGGUACUUCUCUGAAUUACGUUGCUUUGCGUUUGGUUGGUGUCAGCGAGGAUGAUCCACGCAUGAUUAAAGCUCGAGGCCUUCUGCACAAGUUUGGAGGUGCCAUCUACGGGCCUCACUGGGCCAAGUUCUGGCUUAGUAUUCUGGGUGUCAUGGAAUGGGAGGGUGUCAACCCGGUUCCCCCUGAGAUUUGGCUUCUUCCCGAUUGGGUUCCUUUUGCCCCUUGGCGGUGGUGGUGUCAUAUGCGCCAGGUGUUCCUCCCGAUGUCCUGGCUGUGGUCCAAGAAGUGGUCUCACCCGCUGGAUGAUCUGACCAAACAGCUCCGAGAAGAGCUAUACACUCAGCCAUACGAUAGUGUGGAUUUUGCAGCGCACCGCAAUUCCAUUCACGAGGCAGACAACUACUACCCCAAGACUUGGUUGCUUAAUACUGCUAAUGAGUUGCUGGUUCGGUUCUGGAACCCGUACCUUCGACACCCUAGCAUCGUUAAGCGAGCUGAGGAUUGGACCUGGGAACUGAUUCGCAUGGAAGACGAGAAUACCAAGUAUGCGGGGCUUGGACCCGUCAACAACCCGAUGAACAUGGUGGCCUGCUUUGUCCAUGAUGGCCCUGACAGCUACUCCGUCCGCCAACAUCGGGAGCGAUUGAAUGAUUACAUGUGGGUGAAGGGCGAAGGCAUGCUGGCUAACGGAACCAACGGCGUUCAAGUGUGGGACACGGCUUUCAUCACCCAGGCCAUUGUGGUUGCUGGCUUUGCAGAUGACCCCAAGUGGCGGCCUAUGUUGACAAAGGCUUUGGAGUUCCUCGACGAUCACCAGCUACGGGAGAACGUUCCAGAUCAAGAAAAGUGCUAUCGUCAACACCGCAAGGGUGCAUGGCCCUUCAGCACUAAGGAUCAAGGUUACACUGUCAGCGACUGCACCGCCGAAGGUCUUCGCUCCACACUACAGCUGCAGGAGAUGUACAACUUCCCGAAGUUGAUCUCCCUGCAACGAUUGAAGGAUGCCGUGGAUUGUCUCCUCCUUCUUCAAAACCCCAGCGGUGGCUUCUCCGAGUACGAGAUUACUCGCGCGUCGCCCAAGGUAGAGUGGCUAAACGCCGCAGAAGUAUUUGGUGGAAUCAUGAUCAGUUACGACCACCCAGAAUGCACGACCGCGUCCGUGACAGCACUUUCGCUGUUCAGCAAAUUCUACCCAGAUUACCGUGCCGAUGAAAUUAGGGACGCAAAGAAGAAGGCUGUCGCUCAUAUCAAGCACGUCCAGCGCGCCGAUGGUAGUUGGUAUGGCUCUUGGGGAAUCUGCUUCACCUAUGCUGCCUUGUUUGCGCUCGAAAGUCUGGCCAGUAUUGGCGAGACUUAUGAAACAAGCGCGGACUCCCGUCGGGGCUGUGAUUUCUUGAUUGGGAAGCAGCAGGCUGAUGGUGGCUGGGGCGAGUCGUACCUUAGCAGUGCAACCCAUCAAUAUGUGCAGCAUGAAAAGUCGCAGGUGUGUCAGACUGCUUGGGCGCUUCUUGGACUCAUGGAGGCCGACUACCCACACAAGGAGCCGUUGGAGAAGGGCAUCAAGCUGUUGAUGUCUCGUCAACAACGAAACGGAGAGUGGCUGCAAGAGGCAAUUGAAGGUGUUUUCAACCAGUCCUGUAUGAUUUCGUAUCCCAACUACAAAUUCUACUGGCCUAUCCGUGCGCUUGGCUUGUACAGCAGGAAGUACGGAAACGAAAAGCUCUAG
Molecule: messenger RNA, 2208 nt
Organism: Penicillium arizonense
Lineage: Eukaryota; Fungi; Ascomycota; Eurotiomycetes; Eurotiales; Aspergillaceae
Product: terpene cyclase/mutase family protein
Exons: 4
Coding region: 1-2208 (735 amino acids)
Biological process (GO): triterpenoid biosynthetic process; ergosterol biosynthetic process
Cellular component (GO): lipid droplet
Molecular function (GO): lanosterol synthase activity
Source: RefSeq, a predicted model, not a curated record